GCGCGCGGGGCAGGCGUCGCGACGCCCGGUUAUCAGCGUCGACGAGCCGGAUGCGAGUGCGUGACGGGUCGACGUCCAAGGUCGUCGUGCGUGUGCGCGCCGGCGUCUCUCGGGCGGGCGCAUUGCGGUGUUCGUCGGCAGCGAGCGAGCCUCUCCUCGUCACACGUCUUCCUCCAUGUCGCCCGCCAUGGCCUCCCUGCGAGUGAGCACCGAGCUGAGGAACGAGUUCAGCCGGCGGCUGUCCGCGCUGCUGGAGUGUCCCUCCUGCUCCGAGUACAUGCUGGACGACAUCUACCAGUGCGUGCAGGGCCACAGCCUGUGCUCGGCGUGCCGGCGCAAGACGACGGCGUGCCCCAAGUGCUCGGGCCCGCUGGCCGACACGCGCUGCCUGCUGGCCGAGCAGGUGGCGCAGGAGAUCUACUACCCCUGCAACAACUCGCAGGCCGGCUGCGCGGAGAUGCUGCUGCUGAAGGACCGCAAGGAGCACGAGCUGAACUGCCUGCACCGCGUGUACUCGUGCACGCGCGGCGACGCGUGCGCCUGGCAGGGCGUGCUGCGCGACCUCGUGCUCCACGUGGAGCAGGCGCACAAGUUCGACUCCACCGACGAGGUCACCGCCAAGUACUGGAGCUACGACGUCGCGGCGGACUCGCACCACGAGCUGGUGGCGCUGGUGCACGGCGAGAUCUUCGUGUGCGCGCGCGUCUACAAGGCCGAGGCGCGCAAGCACCUGUUCUACGCGACGCACGUGGGCGCCAAGGACCGCGCGGCGGACUUCUGCUACGACGUCACCGUCUACACGCCCGACGCCGCCAACAAGAAGGUGGUGGCCGUCACCAACAUGGCCGUGCCCAACGUCAGCGAGGAGCAGGACAUCUACGAGAGCGGGCAGGCCGUGAUGCUGGACGACUGCCUGGUCAGGAGGCUGGUGUCCGGCGACAAGCUGCGCUACAAGUUCGCCAUCCACAAGCUGUAGGCCGCCGCUCCGUCCCGCCCCGCUGUUUAUUACGUCCGCGCUCUAGCCGUGCGUCGGGUGUCUCACUAUGGCACCUGGUCAACUUUCCCUUCCAUAACUUUCUCUCUUGUUUCAUCCAGAAACUUUAUUCUUUAUAACGUACUGAAACUUACCUUUCUUGGCAUGAUUCAAAAUAAUCAAAAUUGGUUCCGACAAUUUUUGUACUUUUCAUCGCCAGCUUAUUUUUUGUGGAUGAAUUUUAAACUAAUCUUCAAUUGUUAAGAGGCCGAUACAGUCUUGUGCAAGUCUAACAAUCGCAUGGAAACUGUUUGUCGCACACUGUUGGAAAUUACAAAAGAUUUACAGUAAAUCUAAAAAGAAUUAACCUCCGAAAAAUUGCACCAAAUAACUGGAUAUUCGUAGAAACUAUGCUGCGUUCCGAAUUCCGGGUACAGAAUGAUAAAAAAGGAAACAAGACAAUAUUAUAACAUGACAUCUAUAGUAUAAAUUACUGUUGGUGGGAAAAGUACAAAUUGUAUGUAAAUAAAUUAUGAAAAUAAAAACGCCUAGGAAUUUUGCUGUCCGGUCGCCAACGUAAUCCAUACCUUCAGAAAAGGAACUGUUCGCAUCACAUCCUCACUUAUUGCCCGACUAGUACCGACAGACUGCACGGCUCCUGUUUAUCUCCGCCGCUCCAUUUCAGACAUUCUCGUUGGAUCUUCGGAUCACGUCACCGCCCAGUUGUCGAUCCAGAAACUAUGAAUGUCAACGUCUUCCUCUGGUAAAUAUUAUAAGUCUUCUCAGAAAUUACUACUCAAAUCAGUUCAAAAACGAAUAAAGUGUUUUCACUCACUAUCUAAAACUGUAAUAAUAAAUCAUGUAUAUAACAUUCAGUUUUGUUUCAAAUAAAUAUUUUAUGAAAAGUUC
Bacillus rossius redtenbacheri is the source of this 1882-nucleotide messenger RNA. RefSeq names its product probable E3 ubiquitin-protein ligase sinah. Gene Ontology annotation, biological process: proteasome-mediated ubiquitin-dependent protein catabolic process; multicellular organism development. The record is from RefSeq and is a predicted model, not a curated record. Lineage: Eukaryota; Metazoa; Arthropoda; Insecta; Phasmatodea; Bacillidae. Bases 176 to 976 code for a protein of 266 amino acids. Gene Ontology annotation, molecular function: ubiquitin protein ligase activity; ubiquitin conjugating enzyme binding; zinc ion binding. The transcript has 2 exons. Gene Ontology annotation, cellular component: cytoplasm.